GUUGUAUCAAUGUGUUGCCGUGUUGUGAUAAUCUAGUAGUUUUUUCUUUCUCUUUUCGUCGACUUUUAAUGAUUAUUGUACUUAAAUAUUUUAUGCAUUUUAUGGAUAUUGAUAGAAUCACAAAUUCCAAAAGUACUUGUUAUCGUUACAUUCUACAAAGUUUGUUAAAGUAACGUAGCAUUAGAGUAGCAAAGUACUGCAAUCAAUAUAAGAGGCUUUGUUGUGAAAAAGUUGUAAAAUGAGACACAUAAAUCCACAUUCUACACCAAACUAUAUUGUAAAUAGGACUCAAAGUGUGAGUUCACAGCAGGCUGAAAUAGAAUCUGAUAUCAAUGAAACAAAUGAUAGUGAUACUGCCGAUUCAUAUCAAGUGGUUUCAAGUACUACUGACGAUCUUUUGUUAAAAAGUAAAGAGGUAAAAAAUUCAUCUGAAGUAUCAAUAUCAUCUACUGAAGAUGGUAAUCUUAAUCAAUCUACAAAGUCAACUGAUCGCAAAUCUAGAUCAAGAUCUCGUUCUCUUAACGGUUCUUCACGUUCUCAGUCAGGUUCUUCUGUUCAAUCAGACUUAGGUUUUCAAACUAGAGAUAAGUCAAAGUCUAAAUCCCGAUCAAGAUCCAAAUCCAAGUCUCGUUCAAGAUCCAACUCUAAAUCAUCAUCAGUAUCAUCAGUUGAUUCUCAAUCUGCAUUUAAAAGAACUAAAACAAAACGUAGAAUUGAAUCUGAUUCCGAUGAUGAUUUCUCAGUUAAAAAUGAUAAUGAUUCCAACGAUGAAAGUCAAGAACCAGAAAAUAAAAUAGUUCAGAAAACAAAAUUCAAAAAGGUUAAAAUUAUGUCUGAUUCUGAGUCUGAAGAUGAAGAAAUUAAAUUAAAUGUAACCGUUAGUGUAAUUAAUACAAUUUUAUUUUGCAUUAUUUUUGUAUUGAUUAUUAUUUCAAUUAUUAAGGAUCGCAAAGAACAUGAUAUAUCUGAUGAUGAUAAUGCAGAAAAUGAACUAAAAUAUAAAGAUGUAUUACCUGAAUUAUCAGAUGACUCUGACAAAGAGGAUGAUAUAAGUGUAGUGGCUGAUGCAGUCUCUGUUAACAAAGAAGAUGUGGAUGAUCCUGAUGACCCAGAUGAACGUGAAAACGUUAAUAAUGAUCAUCCAGUAUCUGACUUUGAGCUUAUGAUGAUGAAGAAAAAAGAAGAACAAUCAAUGAAACGUCGUAGGAAGGAUAUUGAUAUUAUUAAUGAUAAUGAUGACAUCAUUGCUGGACUAAUUGCUGAUAUGAAACAUGCAGCUGAAUCUGAUCGAAAAUUAAACAAAGAAGGAAAACCGGCCAUUAACAAAAUAACCAUGUUGCCAAAAUGUUUAUCACAAUUGAAGAAACACAAUUUGAUGUUAGCUUUCAUUGAGCAUAAUGUAUUAAAUGUUUUUACUGAUUGGUUGGCCCCUAUGCCAGAUAGAAGUUUGCCUUCAUUACAAGUCCGCGAGUCUUUGAUAAAACUUUUAGCUGAUUAUCCUCCAAUUGAACAAUCUACUCUUAAAUAUUCUGGAAUCGGUAAAGCUGUUAUGUAUUUAUACAGACACCCUAAAGAAACUAAAGAAAAUCGAGAACGCGCUGGUCGUCUAAUUAAUGAAUGGGCUCGUCCAAUUUUUAAUUUAUCAACUGAUUUUAAAGCUAUGUCCAAAGAAGAAAGAGAAGUAAGAGAUUUGGAACAAAUGCAAAUGCCCAGGCAAAAGCGCUCAAGUAUGGAUGAUUCUGGUAACAAAAAUGAUGAUGACGAUGAUGAUGAUGAUGAAGGUCCAAGAACAUUAAAACCAGGAGAUAAAGGGUGGAUAUCCAGAGCUCGUGUACCUACACCAUCAAAUAAGGAUUAUGUGGUUAGACCAAAAUCAAUUACAGACGCUGAUAUUUCAAAGGCCGUAAAGCGUCCAAUGAACAGAUUUGAAAAGCACUUGAAAAAUUAUAUGGAUAGCAAAAGGAAUAAUCAAUCCAAGCGUGCAGUUCCAAUAUCAAUAGAAGGCAGAAAAAUGGGAUUAUAACUAUUUACUAUAUUUGACUAUUAUAAUUGUAUUUGACUAUUAUUAUUUUUUAUUUAUUGUAAAAACUACUGUAUUAUUUGUUUUAACCAUGUAUGAUGUAGUUGGUACUUAAAUACAUUGAGAUAAUAAACAUUA
Sipha flava (yellow sugarcane aphid) is the source of this 2158-nucleotide messenger RNA. RefSeq names its product protein IWS1 homolog A. NCBI's taxonomy places the organism in Eukaryota, Metazoa, Arthropoda, Insecta, Hemiptera, Aphididae. Gene Ontology annotation, cellular component: nucleus. Bases 239 to 2023 code for a protein of 594 amino acids. The transcript is spliced from 11 exons. The record is from RefSeq and is a predicted model, not a curated record. Gene Ontology annotation, biological process: poly(A)+ mRNA export from nucleus.